UUUCCCGCAGUGAUCUGAAGGCAGUUCCAGGGCACGGAAGCGGCGUAUGGAUUGCAACGGAGAGCCAGGAAGGGAGGGGACGUGGUCAGUGACAGCCCAGUGAAGUCCGGGAAAGAGAGCAAAGUAAGCCCCGGCCGAACUAAGCCUGGAAUACACCGGAUGCGUGGCGUGCGCGUCGCGGGUCUCAAUCCAGAAGACGUGGUCUGAUAAAGACACAUCUGAACAAAUGCAACUUUUUUUGACUCCGUCUUCAAAGGAGCCCUUGCUGUUUCUCUCCCUGGAGCUCAAUACAGUACUCAAGCCUUAAUAAGCUUUCCACAUUUUACUCCCCCCUACUUUGCAGAGAGUCAGGAUGGACAUUCAUGGAAAGUCAAACUGCUACUACAACCAAACAGUGGAGUUCUUUUACAGCCAGACUGGGAAGAACAUCAGCUCAAAUUGGGGCACACGUGACAAGGUCGUGGUGGGGCUGGGCCUCACCGUUUCUGUUAUCGUCAUCUUGGCCAACAUCCUGGUUAUGACUGCCAUCAUAAUUAACCAUCGGUUCCACUAUCCAAUCUACUACCUCCUGGGCAACCUGGCUGCAGCAGACCUUUUCGCUGGCUUGGCUUACCUGCACCUGAUGUUCCACACGGGUCCCUGGACCAGGCGGCUCACGGUAUACAGCUGGUUCUUGCGGCAGGGUCUGAUUGACACCAGCUUGACCGCAUCCGUGGUGAACCUGUUGGCUGUAGCGGUGGAGCGCCAUCAGUCAGUGUUCACCAUGCAGCUUCACAGCAACAUGAGCAAGAGGCGGGUGCUAUCCCUCAUACUGGGAAUCUGGCUGGUGGCGGGGCUUUUAGGGCUGGUGCCCAGCAUGGGUUGGCACUGCUUAUGCCACCUGUCUGACUGUUCCAAGAUGGCGCCGCUGUAUAGACGCAGCUACCUGGUCUUCUGGGCUGUGCUCAACCUGCUCACAUUCUUCAUCAUGUUGGCCGUCUACACGCGCAUCUUUGUGUACGUGCGCCACAAAAGCCAGUGCAUGUCACAGCACACGAUGCAGGUCAAGCACCAGGAAACAGUGGUUAACCUUAUGAAGACUGUCUCCAUGAUCCUGGGUGCAUUUGUGAUCUGCUGGACCCCUGGCCUGGUACUCCUGCUACUGGAUGGGCUCCACUGUGAGGCUUGUCAGGUACUGAGAUAUGAGAAGUAUUGCCUGGUUCUGGCCGAAUGCAAUUCGCUGAUGAACCCCAUCAUCUACUCAUACCGGGACCAAGACAUGCGGCAAACCUUCAGACAAAUUCUGUGCUGCUGGUACUGGCGGAGACAGCGCAGCCGGCGCCACCAGGAGGCGACACUGGGCAUCCGCUUCAACACCCAGGAGGAGGAGGUACUCUCCGUGAAGCUUGUCAGAAACAAGCACACAAGCUCCAUGAACAAUGGCACCAACAGCAGUGAGAUGCUCUCCUUCUCAGAGGGCUGAGCCUGUCCCUCACUUGGAGGGUGGUCUCACUGGGCUCCCCUGCCCUGAGGAACGUGGCCUCAUCUUCAAAAGUAGAACUGUGUCCUGUACUGGCAGCCCCUCCCCCGUGGAGUGAAUGCGAGGGCCAGCCCCAGCAGAUGCUUCCGUAAAUAAUGUAAGAGCAUUCCGCAGAAAUUAUUUGUAUGUAAAAUACACAUUUCAGCAAGUGUGAAGAGGCACUUCUCUUAUAAUGAGGUACUUAAAUAAAGUAAAACUAACUUCUGA
Messenger RNA from Paramormyrops kingsleyae, 1726 nucleotides. The record is from RefSeq and is a predicted model, not a curated record. Lineage: Eukaryota; Metazoa; Chordata; Actinopteri; Osteoglossiformes; Mormyridae.